Messenger RNA from Nannospalax galili (Upper Galilee mountains blind mole rat), 1577 nucleotides. It is a transcript of the gene Khdc3l, whose product is annotated as KH domain containing 3 like, subcortical maternal complex member. The transcript is spliced from 4 exons. NCBI's taxonomy places the organism in Eukaryota, Metazoa, Chordata, Mammalia, Rodentia, Spalacidae. Gene Ontology annotation, molecular function: RNA binding. Gene Ontology annotation, cellular component: apical cortex; protein-containing complex. The record is from RefSeq and is a predicted model, not a curated record. Bases 295 to 1308 code for a protein of 337 amino acids.
GGCUGUCCUUCCCUCCUGUGUUCACGUAUGGCUCCUGCUGCUUCCCAGCCACCAGUCUGUCGCUCUAGAUGCAGUGGGAAAAGAACGGAUCCAGAGCAAAGAGCUUCCAGACCACUGCAAAGCCAGUGCAUUUGUGAAGAGCCGGGCUGGGGUAGGUAGGGGAGUAAAACCUGGGAUCCAACAGGAAGGCAACGAGAGGGGCGGGGCCAGCGAGCAGCCUUGAAAUAAGGCUCAGGCAGAGCUGUUGCUUUCAGGUUUCCUGUUGCACCAGACUUGGGGGGAGUCUCCUGCAACAUGGCCACUUCCAAGAGGUUUCAGACGCUUCAGCAGCUUCAGCAGGAGGAAGGGACUGUAUUCCAGGUGGUGGGAGACCUCAGCAAGCUGCCCAAGUGGUUCCACACCGAGUAUCUGAGGGGUCCGAAAGCACUUCACCUGGAUGCUUGGCUGGUGGAAGCGAUAUUUGGCCAGGAUGGAGAGCACAUCCCACACGUGGAGUGUGUGACGCACACCCUGCUGCACGUGAAUCAGUGGGACCCUGAAGGCGAAGCUGAGAUCCUUAUAUUUGGGCCGCCUUAUUACCAACAGGAUGUAUCCAGCAUGAUCUUGAGACUGGCUGACCAUUGCCACAAGCACCUGCCACUAAGUACGGGAUGUGUUGGGAGAUCCUUGGCCCCUGCAGCUAACAGAGGUCACUCUACCCCUGUGGCGCGGUGUGCUGUCACAGGCAGGACUCCUCACCCAGCGGUUCUUCCAGAGCCAGCACAGGAGACCCAGUGUUCUCCGGUUGAGGUCUCUGAGGCUGCCACUCAGCCAGCUCCUGUGGAGGUCUUUGAAGCUGCCACCCAGCACAUUCCUGUGGAGGUCCGGGAGGCCUCUACCCAGCAUUCUCUCAUGGAGGUCCAAGAAGCUUCCACCCAGCAUUCUCCCCUGGAGAUCCUAGAGGCCUCUACCCAGCAGGCUCCAGUGGAGGUCCAUGAGGCUGCCACGCAGCAGCCUCAGGUGGAGGUUAGUGAGGCCUCCACCCAGCAGGCUUCCAAGAGGGUUGGUGAGGUCUCCACCCAGAAGACUCCCAUGAAGGUUGGUGAGCCUUCUACUCAGCAGGUUCCUGAGAAGGUCGGUAAGGCCUCCAUCCAGCAGGUUCCUGUGGAGGCCACAUCCCAGAAGUUUCUAGAGGUUGUUCUUGAGGCGGGGACCCAGAAUUCUCCAGUGAAGGUUUAUGAGACUGGAACCCAGGAGUCUUUGGACAUGGUCCAGAAUGCCAGAACUCAGCCUCCAGGGCCUGCCUGGGAACCAGUUACCAGGUUAUGAAGACAUCUCUGACCCAGGAGUGAGAGGCAGGCUGAAUGUGGUGGUGGUACACAUCUGUAAUCCUAGCACCUGAAGGAGGGUCCCCAGCUCCAGGCUAGCCUGGCCUGAAUAGGGAGACCUGGUCCUUAACCCCUGUCUGUUUUGUUUUCAGUGCAAGUCUCCAGAAAUACAGUUUAAUUUAUGCCCUAUUACUUGGGGGAAAGAAUGGAGUAGGCUGAUUUUGUUUUUCCUUGCAAACACAGAUUGAAAAUAUUCUAAUAAAGAAUUGC